Momordica charantia (bitter melon) is the source of this 1484-nucleotide messenger RNA. The record is from RefSeq and is a predicted model, not a curated record. NCBI's taxonomy places the organism in Eukaryota, Viridiplantae, Streptophyta, Magnoliopsida, Cucurbitales, Cucurbitaceae.
UCUAUUACUAUGCUUUAUAAUUUGCAAACACUAAAGCUUGGAAGAAGAUUUCAUCUUCCAAAGAAUCUGAGAAAAUUGGUUAGGCUAAGACAUUUGAACUUCUCCUUCCUACCCAACUUCCCAAGCCAAAUGCCUUUACAUAUGAGCCGGUUGAUUCAUCUUCAAACAUUACCUGAAUACAUAGUAGGUUAUGGGAAGGGUCGCAAAAUUGAAGAGCUUGGACCUUUAAACGAUCUCAAAGGGUCAUUGCGACUAUUCAGCCUCAAGCGAGUGAGAAGUAAAGAGGAAGCCAUAGCUGCAAAGUUGAUGGGAAAAAAGAACUUACGUAAACUAACCCUUAAUUGGAGUACUAAUUUCUUUGAAAAAGAUAGCAACCACAAUGACAUGGAAGUGCUGGAAGGACUUCAACCACACAACAAUCUUCAAUCAUUAUCUAUUCUUCACUUUGCCGGACAAGUUUUGCCUAAUGGUGUGUUUGUUGAAAAUUUGGUUGCAAUAGUUCUACAAAAGUGUAGCAAAUGUGAAAUGCUUCCAAUGCUAGGGCAAUUACCUAACCUGGAAGAUCUCAAAAUUUCUCAUAUGAGUAGUGUGAGAAGUAUAGACAGAGAGUUCUAUGGAAAUUAUGGCUCAAAACAAAGUGUUUGUUUUCCCAAGUUGAGGAAACUUUCCUUCAGUUUCAUGGAAAAACUAGUGCAGUGGGUAGAGGUAUCAAAUGGUAUUGCUUUUCCUCAUCUUGAAAGCUUAUCUAUGGACACUUGUUCCAAAUUAAGGAGUGUUCCUGAUCACUUUGUAUCUCUUCGGACUCUAACAAUUGAUGGAUGCGAAGGAUUGAAGAAAUUUCCAAGUAAAUUAGAAUGUUGCAUUUCCAUUGCGUCUGUGAAGAUUUUUGACUGUCCCAAUUUGAGGCUGAAUGUGCAUAAUAUGUGGAAUUUGAAAGAAAUAGAAAUUGGUGGAUGUAUGGAAGAGUACGACUUCAGUUCUCUCAUGCACCAAUCUUCAGUUACAAAUCUUUGCUUAACUGAUACCUCAAGAAAAGCAAUCCAAGUUCCUCGACAGCUUCAGCAUCUGACAACUUUGAAAGCUUUAACUAUAAAACACUUUAAUGGUGUUGAAGCUCUGCCUGAAUGGUUGGAAAAGCUUACAAAUUUAGAAACAUUGGAGGUUUCUUGUUGCGAGAAUUUGAAACGAUUGCCUUCGCGACAAGCCAUGCUACGUGUUUGGGGGAUGAAAUACCCUAGACACGUGGAGGACAGCUAUUAGUGCUUAGGAUGACUCAUGAGUCAUGCCCAACUCGAACCGCCAAGAUUGCCACCACCAGCGUUGACAGGUGCCAAGUAUAAGGGCUGAGGUGCGACCUGGUCAAUGUCCGAUCUACCAAGAAGCUCGGCGGGUCCGAGGUGAGCAGCUGUUAGCGGCGUGAUUAUCGGGUGUAACCGUCGGUCCCGAGAUUACCGGGUAUAACCAUCGCGAGAUCAACGGGACUA